AAUGGAGGCGGCGUGAGGAAGAAGGCAGAGAAGGAAGGCGGCUUGAGGGGGCGAGACACUCUUCUUUAACGCUCAAUUUCAACGCUUUAUUCAACCCACACGCCACUCCAGACCUUAGGAAAUAAAGUAGAGAGGCUGAUAGAGGAUGCCGGCAUAUCACACUGAGGGUGAUGGGGAUCGCUACAGAGGACAUGGGCGUGGGGGCAUGGGAGGCUGGGGGGGACGGGAUAGCGGGGGGGGCAGCCGGGGUUACAGUCAUGGGGGUGGCGGGGGCCGGGGAGGGGGAGGGGGAGGCGGGAGGUACAAUGACAGGUACAGGUGGACUGCUGAAGGUGAAGGAGGAAGCCGACAAGGGCCAUCUAGAGGCUACAAGGACAACUACAGCCAUCACAGGUACCGUGAUGGAUACUCCGGUGGUGGUGGUGGUGGUGGCGGCGGCGGGGGCGGCGGCGGCGGUGGCGGCAGCAGCUCACACCACUACCAACACCACCACUCCCACCAGUCUUGGCAGGAGCGGGGCCACAGCAGCGAGAGUUACAGCAGGCGGCCAGCAGGGGACAGGCGUGGCGGCCCGGAUUUCAUCAAGUCCCUGACAGCAGAGCUCGGACACAUCAGCGGAAAGGACUCGCGUAUUGCCCUGGAUAUCCUCAAGUCGGUGCUGACCUCCGAGGCACCGAGCCGUGACCAUUGGGAUUACGGUCCGCCGGCCAGGAAGAUGAGGCGCCUCGACUGGGAUGGGGCGCGCUCUCAACACAUGCACAAGUACCCCUACCGCGAGAGACCCUACCACCCAGGCCACAACGAGUACCGGGGGCGUGGCCGGGGCGGGGCCGGGAUGGUUCCCCGCAGCCCCCACUGCUACCGCAAGAUGUCAAACUCACAGUUGAGGGAGAUGGAAAUGGCCAGAUCAGAGAUGCCUCACCCUGAAAAAAAGGAGAAAAAGGACCUGGAGAGAAAGACUUCAGGAGUAAAGAGAGUGAGAGAAGGAAACGAGGAGAAGGAGAAGGCCUCCGCAGAGGGAACUGCAGGGGAGGAGGGCACACAAAGUGAAGAGAAGAAGGAAAAGGAGACAGAUGAAGGGAAAGAGGAAACAGAGGAAGCAAAGGAGAAGACUGAGGAAGACAAGGAGGCAACCAAGAAAGACACAAAGGAGGAAAAGGAGGAAGAAACCAAGGAGAAGAAGAAGGAGAAGGAGACUACCGAGACUGAUGAAUCCCGCGAUCCCAAUAUAGUGUUCCCGCGCACCGCUCUCAAGUGCCAUAUGUGCGACAUGACCAAAUUCCCCAAUAUUAAGGCAUAUCUUAGUCACUUGGGAAGCAAAAACCACGAGCGCAUCGCCCACGUAUUCCACUCUCGCUGCGCCGCCUCCAUGGACCUGCUCAUUGCCGAGUCCAAGUUAUACAACGAGCAAGUUCACGUUCGUUGCACAAGUUCUUUCUCUCCCCAGCUGGCUAACAGGAGGAAGAGCCGGCUGAGAGGCAAGACCCGGUGGUGUAAUGAGUGUGACUGUACCAUGAGCCCCAACCCCAAGGAGCACUGCCAGUCAACGGAACACACGCUUGUGAGUCGGUACAUGGAGGUGCAGUGCUGUGGCUAUGUAUACAACCGUGCCAAUGUGGAGGAGCACCGACUGUCUAUGCGCCACCUCAAGAAUCAGAUAUCCUAUGACGAGGCUCAACAGGCCAGGAGGGAGAGGGACAAGGAGCUGCGGGCCGUGAUGACAAAGGAGGAAGAGACGGCUUUCCACAGGACGGUUCACGAGUUUAAGAAGGAGGGCAUGGAGCAGCAGAAGGAGGACGGACUGGAGGAGCUCACCACAGCCAACUUUCCGCCCCAUGACCCAAACAAACCCUUCGGCCUGGAUAUGCUGUACAAGGAGACCAGGUACCAGUGUGACCUCUGCCUCUGCAUCCUGGACAGCCCCCGCCAGGCACGCUAUCACUUCCGCUCCCUCGAACACUACCACAACAUCUGCAACAGCCUCACCGCCAUAGAGGAGGCCAAGGAGCUGGAGAGAAAGAAAAAGGAGGAGGAAGAGAAGGCAGCCAAGGCCGCAGAAGAGGAAGAGGGGAAAGAAGCAGACAAGGGGAAGACAGAGAAGACAAAAGAUGAUGCUGAAGAAGAGGAAGAAGAUAUAUCCAACAUGGAGACGGUGGAUGUUGCAGAGGAAGAUGGAGAAGGGGAAGGAGAGGAGGAGGAGGAGGAGGGGGAGGGGGAAGAGGAGGAGCACCAGGAGUUUGAAGAAGAGGCAGCUGGUGAGGAGGGUGGCGAAGGGGAGGAGGAGGAGGUAGGGGAAGGAGAAGAAGAGGAGGAAGAGCAAGAGGAAGAGGGAGGAGAGAGGAGUCAGAACAAGGCAAAUGAGGAGGAAGAAGAUGCAGAGAUGAAGGAAGGAACCGAGCAACAAGAAGGGGAAGAAGUGGAGGAGGGAGAGGGAGGGGAACAGGAGGAGGAGUACGAUGAGGAGAUGGAGGGAGAGUAUGACGGAGAGGGAGAGGGAGAGGAGGAGGAGGUGGGCGAGGGGGAAAUGGUGGAGGGACUGGAAGAGGAAGGAGAGGACUUUGAGGGGGAGUUGAACAGUGGGGACGAAGGAGAAGGCGGCGAGGAAGAAGAAGAGCAAGAGGAAGCAUAAACGGAUAAAUCAGACAUGGGGCUGGGAGAAGGAAAACAAGGAGUGGAGGGAGGGAGGGAAAGGUCACAGGUGAAUCCUACUAAGCUGUCCCAAACCUGCCCUUUCCCUUCCUUCCUCCCUCCCUUCCUAUCCUUCCCCUUUCCCCGAGAAGCCAAACCGAAUUUCCACAUUGUGUCGACGGAAUGGAGUCACCUUAGUACAUAUUUUCUGUAUGCAUUUUAUAUUCCUGUAAGUGGAUGUAUAUUUUUGUUUUGUUUCUCCUUUUCUCACCGUAGUACUUGUGUCCGAAGUGUGGGCAGAAGGAGGAGGAGGAAGAAGAAGUGGUGUGUGGAGACUAGAGGUUGACGAAGGGAAAUAUUAUGGAAGUGGUUUGGUUAAGUGGAUAUGUGCAAUGCUGAGGAGAGAGAGCAGAAGAUUAAUAUAAGAAUAGGAAGUGUGGAAGCAAGAAGAAGUACAAGGAAAGAUAGUCUGCUUGAAUAUUACAUAGAGAAGAUAAUUGGAGGACUGAGGAAGUGAAAUCAAAUAAGAACAAUGAUAUCCAAAUUGUCUGAUGAAAAGGUACAUUGAGAUUUUUAUAAGAGAAGCUGAGGGAGUAAAAUUGUAUGGAAAAUGAACCUAAGUAAUCUGAUUAAAUAAUACAUGGAGAAUCAUUGAGAAGAGAGGAAGUAAGUGGAAAAAAAAGGGAAACUAAAUGGCUAGAAUAAUUAAUAGCCUGAUCAAUAAGAGAUGUGAGGAAUUAAAAUCGAUUAGAAAAUAAGAAUAUGAGAAAUUAACCCGGUAGCUGCAGGGAUAAUUUUUCUUAAAGGCCCCUCUAAGCGAGAAAAAUGAGAAAAAAUCAUCACUCGCGCAAACCAUUCCAUAAUAUAUAUCAACGCAUUUGUGAUCAGUUAAUGCAUCGCCUAUUUUGGGGGGGUUUAUAUCAUGGCAGAAAUUUGGCCCGUCGCUGGUACAAGGUAAAGUCACAAAUUUGGCCCGUUGCUGCUACUGGGUUAAAUGAGGAAUUAUAAUCGAAUGGAGAAUAAUAAAACUUAAGUAUACCAAAUAGUAAAUAGAAAAAUUGAUAAGAGAAAUAAAGAAACCAUCAAGUUCACACUGUAAAAAAGACUAUAGAAUUUUAAGGCAGACAUAAGAUGAAUAGGCAAGGGGAUGAUACUCUGAUGUACUUACUGCAGCUGAAAGACAGAGGUGAUGACUGUACAACUGCUGAUGAGAUUAUUGGGGAGGGAGAAACCGUUUAGAAAUUAACACACGGCACAAGAGAGAUGAGUGAAGGUAGAUUCUGAGGCAGCCGUUAAUGUGCAUAGUCCACCCAAAUGCUGUUCGGAAGUCCUUAUCACAGCUGAAAGACAUGAAUGAUUGUACAGUUAGGAUUAAAAGUUGUGUUGUGAAAAGUGGAAACCCAAGACCAUGAGCUAGAUAUUUACAUAGAUAUUCAGACUGCACAGACUCUAUGGGCCAAAAUAUGUGGUCUGUCAUUGAACCUAAGUAAAAUUAUAUAAUGACACGACUUUUGUUCGUCACUGUACAACUUAAUAGGCUGCCGUGCGUGUGUCGUCCGAGGGAGCCCAGGGCACCUCCGUACUGUACAAAGUCACCGAAUGCCAAGGUUUCACUGAUGGAGGUGUGCCAGCAGCAACCAUUGAUGUAAGUGCACGGGAAACCACUGCAUCAUGAGUUUAUUUUGUAAGGUCCUUUAUGAGCAUGAGUGUAACGGAGACUCCUAUUUGUGUCACUGAUGGAUAAGCUUGGCCGCCAUGGGUUAUCUAUUUGACAUUAACUGGACUAUGAGAGCUGUCGAUAGGGUGGUGUGUGUGUGUGUGUGUAUGUGUAUAUGUGUGUGUGUGUAGGGCAGCUGUAGAUAUGAGUGUAAUGAGAGCAUGGCCAGUAGUACAAUGAGAUGUGUGUGUGUGUGUAUGCGUAUGUGACUAACUGUGUGUGUGUGUGUGUGUGUGGACAUCGGAGUCUUGGCCAAGAGGGUUUCUCCAUACUUUUGUUCCCCGGUAACGCCACGUUAAGCCAAUCAACGUACAUGCCACACGGAACACUCGUAGCUAGACGUUCUACCUUGCGUUUUGCUGCCUCGGCCUAGAGCAGAAGUGUUGCCGAGACGUUUGACGACCUUUACUUUCCGUGCGUACGACUUUUCAUCAUUUCCGUGAGUUCAGUGCACCUUAUGUAGGCGUGUGAGGUGUCUGUAACCAGGCCAACUAUAUCAGUGUAUGUGUCGGCCUGCUACGCCAUGCUGAAAUAAAAUGCUGUGAACUAG
Messenger RNA from Eriocheir sinensis (Chinese mitten crab), 4895 nucleotides. RefSeq names its product glutamic acid-rich protein-like. The transcript has 17 exons. NCBI's taxonomy places the organism in Eukaryota, Metazoa, Arthropoda, Malacostraca, Decapoda, Varunidae. The coding region runs from base 146 to 2629 and encodes 827 amino acids. The record is from RefSeq and is a predicted model, not a curated record.